AAAAUGGUUACUUGUGUCCCUCUACUGUGAAGACUUGGAAUCCACCAACGUCAGCUUUGAUUGCCAGGUGCUUCAGGAUGUGAAUAUGGUCUGACCUUUCCCGAAUGGACAACUAAAUCAUGGACAUGAGAAGCACCUUACUUGGGACUGUGCUUCCCAAGGAUGACGUGGCUCCUCUCUUGAAUGCUCACUGAGCAUUUUACCUGACAAGGAAACGAAGGACGACAGUGAACUGGAACGUGAUCUUACAAUGAAAAUUACGAGUACAUCUUGCAUCUGCCCAGUCCUCGUGUGUCUCUGUUUUGUGCAGAGGUGUUAUGGAACUGCUCACCACGGCUCCAUCAAGGUGACCAGAAACCAAACCAAACACAUUGAAGGUGAAACCGAAGUCCACCAUCGUCCCAAAAGGGGAUGGGUCUGGAAUCAGUUCUUUGUUUUAGAAGAACACAUGGGACCAGAUCCACAAUAUGUUGGAAAACUGCACUCCAAUUCUGACAAGGGGGAUGGGUCCGUGAAGUAUAUUCUUACUGGAGAAGGUGCUGGGACGAUAUUUAUCAUCGAUGACACCACAGGCGACAUCCACUCCACGAAAAGCCUAGACAGAGAGCAGAAGACACACUACGUGCUGCAUGCUCAGGCCAUUGACAGACGCACAAACAAACCUCUUGAACCCGAAUCUGAGUUCAUUAUCAAAGUGCAAGAUAUCAAUGACAACGCUCCCAAAUUCACCGAUGGACCGUACAUUGUUACUGUGCCUGAGAUGUCGGAUAUGGGUACCUCUGUGCUGCAGGUGACGGCUACCGAUGCAGAUGACCCUACGUACGGAAACAGUGCUCGGGUGGUUUACAGCAUCCUGCAGGGCCAGCCCUACUUCUCUGUAGAUCCUAAAACAGGGGUUAUUAGAACAGCUUUACACAACAUGGACAGAGAAGCCAGAGAACACUACUCCGUGGUCAUUCAAGCCAAAGACAUGGCUGGACAAGUCGGAGGGCUUUCGGGAUCAACCACGGUCAACAUCACCUUGACUGACGUCAACGACAACCCACCACGGUUUCCACAGAAGCACUAUCAAUUGUAUGUUCCUGAGUCAGCUCAAGUUGGUUCUGCGGUUGGGAAAAUCAAGGCAAACGAUGCGGACACCGGCUCAAAUGCUGACAUGACUUAUUCCAUCAUAAAUGGGGACGGCAUUGGGAUAUUUUCCAUCUCCACUGACAAAGACACCAGGGAAGGGAUCCUUUCCUUAAAGAAGCCAUUAAACUAUGAGAAAAAGAAGUCAUACACCCUCAACAUCGAAGGAGCAAAUACACACCUUGAUUUUCGAUUCUCUCAUCUGGGUCCUUUUAAAGAUGCUACCAUGCUCAAGAUCAUCGUGGGAGAUGUAGAUGAACCGCCCCUCUUUUCCAUGCCAUCUUACGUCAUGGAAGUCUAUGAAAAUGCCAAGAUUGGGACCGUGGUUGGCACUGUUCUGGCACAAGAUCCUGACAGUGCUAACAGUUUAGUGAGAUACUCCAUCAACUAUAAUGCUGAAGAGGACAGAUUUUUCAACAUUGAUGCCAAUACUGGAACCAUUAAGACUUCCAAAGUUCUGGACAGGGAAGAGACCCCGUGGUACAACAUCACAGUUGCUGCUUCAGAAAACGACAAUCCCGGUUUGCUGAGCCAUGUCACAGUGGGUAUUAGAGUUCUGGAUGUCAAUGACAAUCCACCCGAACUUGCCAGGGAAUAUGAUGUUGUUGUCUGUGAAAAUUCUAAGCCUGGCCAGGUUAUUCAUACCAUCAGUGCCACUGAUAAGGAUGAUUUUGCCAAUGGACCAAGAUUUAGCUUCUUUCUUGAUGAACGCCUGCCUUUGAACCCAAAUUUCACCCUUAAGGACAAUGAAGAUAACACAGCCAGCAUUCUGACAAGGCGGAGGAGAUUUAGUCGAAGUAUUCAGGAUGUGUAUUAUCUGCCCAUUAUGAUCUCUGACGGUGGAAUCCCCUCUCUCAGCAGCAGCAGCACCCUCACCAUCAGGGUUUGUGCAUGCGAGAGAGACGGGCGCGUGCGGACCUGCCACGCAGAAGCCUUUCUGUCCUCCGCCGGGCUGAGUACAGGAGCCCUCCUCGCUAUUCUUCUCUGUGUUGUCAUCCUCCUGGCAAUUGUAGUACUUUUCAUCACCCUGAGGCGCGGUAAGAAAGAGCCGCUGAUCAUUUCAGAAGAAGACGUGCGGGAGAACGUGGUCACCUACGACGACGAGGGCGGCGGCGAGGAGGACACCGAGGCCUUCGACAUCUCGGCCCUGAGGAACCCGGCUGCGGCCGAGGAGCUCAAGUGCCGGAGAGACAUCCGCCCGGAAGUGAAGCUCACACCCAGACACCAGACGCUGUCCACCCUGGAAAGCGUAGACGUCCGCGAAUUCAUAGAGCAGAGACUGGCGGAGGCGGACCUGGACCCCAGCGUGCCCCCGUACGACUCGCUGCAGACUUACGCCUACGAGGGCCAGAGGUCGGAAGCCGGGUCGAUCAGCUCGCUGGAGUCAGCAGCCACCACGCAGUCAGACCAGGAUUACCACUACCUUGGGGACUGGGGGCCCGAGUUCAAGAAGUUGGCUGAACUCUAUGGAGAAAUAGAAUCCGAAAGAACAACUUAGGGCCGAUGCUCACAGCCUUGUAGACUUUGCUUCCGGAGCCAACGAAGAUGUAACCUCAGCAGUGACAAGGACGACGCUGGCAAACUGUACUUGGGACUGAACGAGCUGUCCACGGCUCCUGUAGAAACAAGUGCCCUUUUUAUAAGUAACACUGGGUUAUAUAAUUGGAAGAAAGU
Octodon degus (degu) is the source of this 2802-nucleotide messenger RNA. RefSeq names its product cadherin 18 (gene Cdh18). Bases 251 to 2626 code for a protein of 791 amino acids. The record is from RefSeq and is a predicted model, not a curated record. Gene Ontology annotation, biological process: cell-cell junction assembly; cell morphogenesis; homophilic cell-cell adhesion. The transcript has 11 exons. Gene Ontology annotation, molecular function: cadherin binding; calcium ion binding. NCBI's taxonomy places the organism in Eukaryota, Metazoa, Chordata, Mammalia, Rodentia, Octodontidae. Gene Ontology annotation, cellular component: plasma membrane; adherens junction; catenin complex.